This is a messenger RNA of Daphnia pulex (common water flea), 2224 nucleotides long. RefSeq names its product protein BTG1-like. Gene Ontology annotation, biological process: negative regulation of cell population proliferation; negative regulation of mitotic cell cycle. The transcript has a single exon. The coding region runs from base 1517 to 2071 and encodes 184 amino acids. The record is from RefSeq and is a predicted model, not a curated record. NCBI's taxonomy places the organism in Eukaryota, Metazoa, Arthropoda, Branchiopoda, Diplostraca, Daphniidae. Gene Ontology annotation, cellular component: cytoplasm; nucleus.
GUAUUCAACUAUUUCCUGUGGGAGUCACGAUCAAGAGCCACACACACACCAGUGAAAAUCCAUCAAAGUUUUGUGUGUUGCUAUUUAGCCCCCCUUCCAAAGAGCUGCUGGCUGGGCUGGACUGGACUGGACUGGGGGGUUAGAUUGUUAAUUGUUAGAUUGUUAUAUUAAAUAUCUUUUGCCGGUGUUGGAGAAAAACAAGAUUCAAUUUUUUGAUACAAAUUACCCCCCUCCCUCCCUAAUCUUUUACUUAACGCAGUAUUGUUAAUCAUGUUCUUUAGCGUUUAUGUAGGUGCUGAACUGUGCUAACCAUUGUUUUUUCUACUAUAUUUCUCUCUUAUAACAAAAAACAAGAAAAUUAGUUUUUUGGUUUAGCUCUUUUUUCGGUAGAGUCGAUUUGUCAUUGCUCCUCCUCCUUCCAUACCGAAAUAAUGAUUGUUAUUAUUAUUACUCUUACUAACUAUAUUAUACCUUUCAUCUUCUUCCUUCUUUUCUUUUCUUUUUUUGACGAUUAUAAUUCAGCUGUGAUACACAAUCCAUGAAUGAUGAUCAAUCCCGUCAUAUUUUUCUUUUCUUUCCCCCUGUGAUUUGUUUUUAUUGUAAUUAUUAUUCCGGAUCGGAAUAAUAAUCUCAUCUGUCGCCAGUCUCACGGCUCCUAUUAUUCAAGACAGUGACCGACGAGUGUGUGUAUCUGCAUCCUCGUCUUUCUUUCUCCCGAUACACGAUAAGAAGGAUAGGGAAUAUCCAGCGUCUACCCCACAAACAGUUUCAUUCGUGUGUAAUCACGUCGUCGCCGUGUAUGUGGGAAAAGAGAACGAAGUAAAGAAUAGGGCAAAGAGUGGGAUUUGUUUGCCUUGCAAUAUAACGGGGUAUACGGUUUGUACAUUUUGUGUCGAGUUUCUUUGAGUUGUUUCCCCAUUGCCAGCGGAUAGAAUAGAUGUAUAUGUAUGUAGACUAUACUAGCUAUAUCCCCGGCUGUAUUAUACAUCAAUGCAUACUCAAAUAGAGUAUGUCGUGUAUAGUUUAGCCGAGGAUGUGAACGUGACAUCUUUUCAGGGUCCCGGUUCCUUUUUAUUUCUUUUUCUUUUCUGUUCGCCGCGGCUCACAAUGAGACGCGUGUCUCAUCAACCCCCCAGCCAAAAGGGACCCCAAGUAGCUCUCAGAGAGAGAGAAACUUGUUAGUAGCGAUCAUCACAUGCGAUCACGGCGACGUUUCCUUUUUUGUUAUGUUUUUUAACAGGAAAGAUCCCGAAAGGCGUCAAAAACGAGUAGAACAAUGUUCGUUAUAAUGUCGCACGUUGAUUUAUAGUCGGCAAUUUCAUUUCAAAGGGAUUGAAGAGCGAAUUUCAAAUUAGAAACAUGUCAGAAAGGUCUGUGCAGUCGAGCCGAUCCGCCAUGUUGGCUAUUAAAUAGCCCCCGACGACGAGAUGGAGGACGAUAAAAUUGCAUCAGAUUUUGCCCAGUCAGCAACAACGAGACGAGCUUCAUCAUCAAGAAAGAAUCGAGAAGAAUCAAAAUGCAUCCGGAUGACGUGGUAAUUAUGCGACGGGCGACCGAAGUGGCUGCCAAUUUCUUAUCCAACUUCAUUUUGUCGCGAGUGGAAGAUGAGCAGAAACGCCGGGAUUUCGUCGUCUGCUUGGAGCAAUUGCUGGCCAGUCGUUUGGAACAUCAUUGGUAUCCGGAGCAUCCGAGCCGAGGGCAAGCUUACCGCUGCAUCCGACUCAAUCCAUCCAGCGGUCGAGAAGCUCUGAUUGAGACGGCCGUCAUCGUGGCCGGUCUGACUAACGCCGACAUUCAACUGCCCUUGGAACUGACCGUCUGGAUCGAUCCCGACAGCGUGGCCUACCGAUUCGGCGAGAAUGACGGAUCGCAUUGUACUCUGCUAUCCUUCGAGGAUCAAUUCGAGCCUUUGAAUAAUACGACGACGACGACGACGACUCUUCAAACACCAAUAAAAGGAGACCGAAAAGGUGUCCCUUGUCAGAUUAAUUUCCAGCUGGGUUGUUGUGCUCCAUGUCCGGCAUUGUCUCAUAGUACAAGUUAUAUCGAGCAAUUUAGAUGCCAGGGCUGAUUGAUCUCGUCCGCUUUGUCUGAGAUUUUCAUACGACAGCACAAUAAUAUGUGUAUGUAUAUCUUUUCCCUGUGUAAGUUGAGGCUCAAAAGCCAAAUUUGUCAAUAUUCUUUAUCGCUUGCACAAGAACUGCCACAAAUAAAAUUUCCAGUA